CUACGCAUUACACUCACACCCAUUCAUCAAAUUUUCAUUCUGAUCAGAAUUUAAUCGACAAAAAAGUAUAUCCUAUGGUUGAACAUAAUGAAACUACGGCAUCUGUUGACAGUAAUGCUCUCAUCGAAGAGAUUUCUUUAACAAAUCAAAUCAGUGUACCAUGGGAGGAACUGCGCUUAAUAUUGAAGGCACGACUUGUUCAUGUACUCGAAUCCAAGCAACUGAUAUACACCCCACCUACUGUCACCAAUCCCCUUACGACCAAGCUUAAGCCCUUAACAGAUGAUAUUGCCGCACCAGUCUCUUCUGCAGUCCUUAUCCCUUUGACUGAUCAGACCAACUUCCAAACCAAUGCUGAGAAUCCCCCUCCGACACAUGUCUCUGAACAAGGAGGUAAGGAGGAGGAGCAGAUAGCCAAAGGUAAUACCAAGGAUGAACCAAAAGAAGAAACAAAGCCUAGUGGGCAGGAGAGCCCAGUUACUGCUUCAGCUGAAGGCCCAGUGGAGGGAAAGACCACAUCUGAGACAUCGACUGUGGGACAGACUGAAGUAUCAGACUCUACAAAUGCAAGCCAAUCGACAACGCCAGUAGUAGAAGUAACAGCAGAAAAUAGACCCCCCAUGAUCCCCAUUUCCAAGGAUACGCUCCUAGUUGAAACGCCUGAGGGAUAUCAUGAACGGAUUAAUGGACUCUUGGACGCCUUUACGAGCGCGCCCUUUACUAUUCAGCGAGUGUGUGAGUUGCUGCACAAUCCAACAGAGCAUCACUCCAAUCUCAUCAAGUACUUGCGCGCUGUAGAGAAGGUGUUGAUGAUUACAUCUUCUAUAAAUGAGUUUUCAAACCCAGCUUAUAAUGGACCAAGUGCUUUGGAUGAGGAUACUGAAAAAGCAGCAGGGGCAACCAUUGCAAAUGGAGAUUACUCCAAAGCAACAGAUCUAAAUUUUGCUCUGAUCUCUGAAACACCCUUACCAACACCAGAAUCAGAGGAUGUCAAAGAUAGUGAUGUGUUGCCAGUAGAUGCGGUCGAGGGUGUUGCACAAAAUCAUCAGGCUAAUCAGGCUAUCAAUGGCUCGGAUGAGGCUGUGAAGGAAGAUGAUGGGAUGGAUGUAGAGAAGACGAUGGCAGAUGUAUCGUCUGAUAUGGAAGUAGAUGCAGCGGCAGCGUCAACGAUGGAUGGGAUUGAAAAAGAAGUAGACAAGCAUGAUAUGGAGGAACGGAAAGAUAUCCAACCAGGUUCUGAUGUGGUUGGAAGCAUGGAGCUGGACGAAGCAUAGGGUGUCUGAACAAGAUAGAUUAAAAAUUUUGAAUCGAUAAUAAAAGUAAUAAAAGAGGAC
Molecule: messenger RNA, 1334 nt
Organism: Lobosporangium transversale
Lineage: Eukaryota; Fungi; Mortierellomycota; Mortierellomycetes; Mortierellales; Mortierellaceae
Exons: 3
Coding region: 75-1274 (399 amino acids)
Biological process (GO): protein dephosphorylation
Cellular component (GO): nucleus; protein phosphatase 4 complex; cytoplasm
Molecular function (GO): protein phosphatase regulator activity
Source: RefSeq, a predicted model, not a curated record